Messenger RNA from Rhopilema esculentum, 4662 nucleotides. NCBI's taxonomy places the organism in Eukaryota, Metazoa, Cnidaria, Scyphozoa, Rhizostomeae, Rhizostomatidae. The record is from RefSeq and is a predicted model, not a curated record.
CCACUUUUCAUCUUUCCCUCUUUGAACUUUGUAGCUGCACUAACUUUGAACUGUUUAUCCAAACGGAUAGUAUCAUUCCCAUUUCUGUUUUCUACCGCCCACCUGUUACUGGUGAAUUUUAUAUCUUCGAUCUCUUUAGCACCGAUUCCUGAAUUUUACGAGAUAAACAGUUCAUAUAUUCUGUUUGAUUAUUAGCUCAACUGGUAAAAAACUGGACUUUUUCAAGAAGCAUGCAAACAUUCACCCACAAACGCACUUAUCAAAUCUUGUUAUCGGCUCGUUCUAGUGUGAUUUGCUAAUACCACCGUGAAUAUUUGCAUUGUUUAUCACCAUUUCUACGUGUUACAAUUAAUCUAUCAAAUUUUGUUUCACUUUACAAACCAGAUUUGUCUUAUUGGAAAGUAAGCUAUUGAGGCAGUUUCGGUUAAAGCAGAAAAAGGGAAUGAACAAAUAAAUGUUAACGGAACCUUUGCACCAAUUUAGAUACAGAAUUGGAAUUGUUCAUUAGGGUUACGUAUUCGCUCUUCGUUCUCAUCCCAAGGGAAAUAUGUUCUUGUGAUUUGAGGCGUUAAUCUGCCGACCCUUUCAAUUAUUCAAAUCUUGCAUUCAUUCUUACACGCAUGUAUUCUCCACUCAUCUUCCACUCAUUCAUCCAUCACUUUAUGUACCUAAUGGAAAAUAAUUGUCUACCGGUCUUUCAUAAAGAGUUUGAUGCCGUAUAAACAAUACUGUAUACAGAUCGAUUCUAAGUUGCUACUCCGGGUUUUACGCCUAAUGCAACUGUUAAAGCUACUCUCUUGCUUUGGGUGUGUAAUUGUAUUUUGUUGUUCCUGGAUGAAUUGGUAAUUUCAAUACUCGUUGGUGUUAAUAAAGGGGAAAUCGUGUAUUUAACUCUGGUGAUCAGGCAUUUAGAAAUAGGCUCAGAUAUUUUAUUUAGGAUGGAUUUUUUACUAGAAUCAAUGAUGGCAAGUCUUUCUUCUAAGCAAAGUUGACAUCCUUAAGAUUUGUUCGAAUAGGCCUCUGUCCAUUUUCUUAUUGACUUUUUGGUAGAAAAGUCAUCUUGUUUUCUCUUAAACUCUCUUCUUGUGUACAUAAGUGUAUGAAAUAUAUCUUUAUUCUAAUUCUGGUGGCGUCGUUCUAAAAUAAGACUAAUUUCAUAACAAACAGCCUGCUUCAUGUUUCAAAGACAUGGUGUUUAUUAAGAUAACAAAUAAGUUCUCAAAAAAGGUUGUAAAUGCAGGACUUUUCUACCUUGGUCAAAGAAUAUCUCUUUGUUUGGUUUUUCUAUUUAUCGCCUUAGAUUUUUUCACUCAGUUUAUCUGAAUUAUUUGCAGCUACUAACUAUUUAAAACUGCGAAACUAAAAAAGUAAAACAUGAUAAAUUAAGUGAUUCAAAGGCUUCCAGAGUCACGAAUUCAAAACCCUCACAUGGUGUUUCAACAAUGCUUGCUGUGUUUAUUUAACGCACCAGGCUCUUAUCUCACGAUUCACUUUAAAAAUAUCCAUUAGCAUUGUUUCAGCUCUUUAAUCAAAGAUGCAUCUGGAUGCACUGUUCGUUCAGAAAUACUUCUUUGGCAGUACAAAACUAGUUUGCUAAAGAUCUAUAGGCUUUUGAAGGAAUCAUCUACAUAAAGCAAUUCUUGGUUUCAGUUAUAACAAUAAUACAUUCCUGAUGAGAGGUUGAAAUUUGGAAGGCAUCAGUGUGUAAGUCCGAAUUCUGUGUAUCAGACAUAAUUUCAAACGUUCUACCAUGAAAGAAUGAGAAAUUUCUUGGCAUUCUCAGUUGGUCUAGCAAUGCUUGUAUUAGUUGCAAGUUCUUUGUUCAAGCUAAUAAAACUGCUUGCCUCAUGUGCAGCAACGUGUAGACUACUUUCCUGUGUUUGAACAGUGACCUGUCAUCGAUAUCCACGCGAAGAUGAAGAUUUGACAUCAAAGCUCUGGAAGGUUGGACAAAUUUUGGUGACACAAGUUGGGAUGAAAGUAUAAAAAAUUGCGCUGGCUCUGAAUGUACUUUUUUGUUUUAAGAGCUGAACCCAGGAUUUAUGCUUGGUUUGACUUUGAUAUACAGAAAGCUUCUCCGUUGAAAUAUCUUAUACGAACAGCAAAUUACAAUUACUUUGCUAGGUUCCAUCAAAAUUACGAAUUUCUAACUUUUAGACCAGCAGUUAUCACGCCCACUAGUUCCGCAUUAGCAUCGCAAAACGUCAUAUAAUCUUUCGGAGAUAUCUUUUAGAGAUGGAUUCAACCCCGAAUUUGCUGACGUAUUCAGGAUUGUGUACAUUUACCGCAUUUACCUGCCUUAUUGCUGCUGUUGCAAUUCUCGCCAAUGCCUCUGUCUUGUACGCCUUUUUCAGCAACGAUCGUUUAAAGAGGAACCUGAGCAAUUACUUUGCCGUCAAUCUUGCCAUUAGUGAUAUAUUGGUGAGCAUCGGCCCUUUUUCAUUAUGGCUCUUAAACCUUUGGCACAUUCGCAGCCGUACAUUUUCUCGGACCCACGAAGGCAUCAUUCCAGCUAGCAGCAUCAAGAUGUAUGCAAAAAGUUGGCAAUUUCUUGAUGCUCUAUUGACUAACGCGGCUGUUUGCAAUUUGGCUUUCCUGUCUUUAGAAAGAUACUUUGCUAUAACUAGUCCAUUCAUGCAUCGUGUCAAACUUUCACACAGAUUUAUGUUGACAGUCUGCGUGUUGUCUUGGGUAUACGCCUUAGUCUCCGUUGGUCCUUCUACUGCAUUUGAGCCAGGAGAAUCUUGGGUUAUUGCCUAUAAAGUCGUAGUUAUUUCACUUCCUUGCUCAGUGAUGUUGGUGGCAUAUGGGUUGCUCGUGGCACAUAUCCUGUUGAUGAAACGCAACAGAAACAAUGCUAUUGUCGCAGCUGGGAAUGCCGAUGAUUUGCCGCAUCAAAACAUAUUUCUAAGCCAUGGCAGAGAGAUUAAAGUAACUUUUCGUCUGUCUCUGCUUACCCUAGCCUUCGUUCUCUGUUGGUUGCCAUACAUAUCGUGGAUCCUUUGGUAUUCAACAUCUGACAAUGUCCAGGUCAUUGAAAGAAAAUCUUACUUUUAUGACGUUUCAAUUUUACUCAAGUAUUUGUCCUACUUAAACUCGCUGUUGAAUCCAUUUUUGUACGUCUUUGGGAGACCGGCAUUUUCAACUUUCCUAAAGAACACAUUUUGCAAGAGCAGACUCGGCAGAUCAAUGGGGUUGAAAAGAUCCAUUUUAGCUUCGCCUCUUUUUGUUAUUGGAAGUGACGUCACCUUGAAGACUAUACAUGAAAGAAUUGGUGAUCCGAAAGAUGCGGAAACUUCAUAUCACUAACUUUCUUUUUUCCUUGUAGGAAAAUUAGAUAAAGGUUGUUAAUUCAGCUAAAAUAUCGAUAUUAUCGUAAUCAUAAAAAAGUAUUUAAAGUUUAAAUAACUUUGACUUAUGUAUGUAUAAGCUCAAACCGAGACAGUAUUUCUCAUACAUAACGUAAUUAUAUUGUGGUAAUGAUGAUGGGAAAGAAAAUUUUGCUUAUCGGUUAUGUUGUAUAAAGAAAAAAGGAACCUGGAAUGAGCCUUGAGGAACUCUCUAAAAAGGCAGAUGGCUAAGAUCCUUUUCGUUCUGAUUUGUACCUGGAAUAUAAUACUAUGUUUACUAAUUAUCUAUGAGUUUAUUGAUGUUUAUGAAUACUGUAUUUUUAGUGCAAUGGUGAUAGAAAUGAAAAUGUUGUUUUUGUGUUAUUAAUAAAAGAAAGGAACCUGAAGCGAGCCUUGAGGAACUUUCAAAUAAGGCAAACGGCUUAUGUUCUUUUCAUAAUUUGAUCAUUGAUAUUCCAGUAUUAAGAAAGUGUUUAAUGUUUUUGUGUAGUUGGAUGGUAAUGAUGGUAAGAAAGAAAUUAUUGCUUAUGUCUUGCAUAUAGAAGAAAGGAGCCUGGGUUAACUUUGAGAAACCGUCCCAGUGAAAUCAAGUAUAGACUCUGUUUAUCGUACUUAUUGCAAGAACUGGCUUUACAAUAUGCCUACUGAUUAUUUUCAGAAUAUACCAAUUGUGGACAUAACCCUGUAAAUUCUUCUACUAAUUAAUAUUGAACUGAUAAGAUUAUCUAAAGAACUGUCUUCUUGUAUUCAUUUUCAGUAUCUCUAUUAGGACCAUGCAUCUUUGUAAUGAAUUGCAGAAUAACAAAUAUGACUAGCUUUAUGAAUAGUCUACUUCAACCAGUAUUGGCUUUUCUCAGCAAUGUGUCUUAAGUUUUUGUCAUGAUUCUUAGCCUGAAAUUUGUAGUAAAAUGGAAAGUCUGGACAACUUACAUCAUGACCCCUCGUUAUGUUAUUAGCAAAUGCAUUUUAAAAUCCUUCUUGCUAUGUUAUUGUAUGAAAUAUAUCUUACACCAAAUUUAAUUCUUUUCAAUUUCAAAAUUAACUUUGUUUUCUGUCAAUCUCGCUUUUGUGUCUAGACCCCCGCACAUGAUUUUUGGAAACUUAGACCUCAAAUCUCCUGAAAAAGCGGCGAGAGGCCUUGCGCUCACAUUAGGUGUCUUGGUUCCGUGUUAGUUUGAAAAUGGUUUUAUUCUUCUUUGGUUUUGCUAAAAAGCGAAACUCUUUGGUUCCGUUCCUAAAUCGUGCUUCUUUUCUCUAGAGUAAACGGUCAGGAACGGACUUUUUUGAUUGCGAUGGAUAAUGCAGCUUAAUC